Zymoseptoria tritici IPO323 is the source of this 2198-nucleotide messenger RNA. RefSeq lists its product as uncharacterized. The coding region runs from base 114 to 2198 and encodes 694 amino acids. The record is from RefSeq and is a predicted model, not a curated record. NCBI's taxonomy places the organism in Eukaryota, Fungi, Ascomycota, Dothideomycetes, Mycosphaerellales, Mycosphaerellaceae. The transcript has a single exon.
AACAACACUCGUUUGACCGGGCGGGCGCAUGUGUCCUCAGCUAUUUCCGCCCAUUCCGACACAUCCGGCUGCGCAAUAACAUCGCUUACAACAUUCUGCGCUACAUAUGUUCAAUGUCGAGCGCCACAAAAGAGCCCCGCGAUGGCGCUCAGAAGCGUCGUGCGAGCCGAUCGCCAGAUCCCCAUGGAGUACAACCGAAACGUUCUAUGCAAAAUUUCAAUCCAGCAGAUCCGAGGAAUAAAGGUCGUGCGGCUGCGAGGGCUUCUUCAGGGACUGCAAACGGGCUCAAUGGCGUCGCAUCACGUCGGAAUUCCGACCAAUUCCAAGUUUCGCGGUCUUCGUCCACAGCGCCAUUCGCAGGGCGAGAUGUGUGGCCUGGCAAUAGUGCGCCACCAGCUGCACCCGCGCCUGUUGCGCAGAUGGGAGGCCACGUUACGUCCCGCGCCGGCGUCAAUAAAGUGAGCUUCACCAAAUUGAUGAUGGAGUCUCAGUCGCAGGCCGCGACCGUUGCCAUGUGCCAGAUGAGCCUCAAUCAAGCGGAAGCGGCCAGGACCAGGGCUCUGAGAGAAUUCAAAGCGAAUCAGCACAACUUCGGCGAGUUCCAGGCGAUAGCAGAGCAAAAGAACACCGCCAAAGUGCGGACCGAGGAGAGGUUCCGCCUUGCCGAAUAUGAGCUUCAGCAGGCCAUCGCACGCCAGAAAACCAUCACAGAGGAACUUUCGGAGCUCAUCUUCUUGGCUACGGAAACUCCACCGCCGCCGCCGCCGCCGCCACCACCACCAGUGGUCGAGCCCUCGCCGAUCGCGGACGUAGUCUCGCGAGAGCAGUUUGAUGGCCUAAAGGCCGAAUUAUCGGAGGUUAGAGAUAGCCUCAAGUCUCUGCAGAGCUCCAUCAGUGUUUCAGCGAACGACACGAUGAGCAAGGUUGACAGCAAGAUCGCUGCUAUGCCACACAAGGACUUCAGCGCCGACAUUGACGCAAUGGCGACCCGCGCGAAAUUGCUCGAGCAAUCUCUUCAGGAGCUACGCUCGUCAUCAGCGACAGUUUCGGAGGUUCAAGAUGUCAAGUCUAAUCUGAAAGCACUUGACUCUCGGGUCGAGAAAGCGGAAUCGGCUGCGAAAAGCAUGCCUCAGGCUGUUGCGCCAAUGGCACCAUCAGCGCCGCUCGCCAACCAGAGUCUGACACCAGUCCUCCAACGCCUGACGCAGGUAGAAGCUGACAUGACAGCAAUGGCGCGGGAUUUGCCAGAUGACAUUAAAGAUGCAAAUACAUCGACCGUCGAGGAAAUGGAAGCUCAAAUCGAACGGUUCAGAGAAAGAUUUACCGUGGAAAUGGACAAUAAGCUCGCGGAGCAAUGGGAGGCCUUGAGCGCCUGGCGCGACGCGAUCACAGUGCUGCAAAGAAACAUGCAGACCUGCAUAGGCGAUCACAGCAUUUUGCAAACAUCACAACAAGAACUCAAAACAAAUAUCGAUGCGCUCUCGCAGCGAACAAGUAGCGAGGGUGCACCAUCGCUGGCGAACGGCCAGACUCCGGGUCUCUUGAGCUUUGCACCAGUCGCUCCCGUCCACGAUGUUGGCAUUGAUCGCAAUCCAUUUGAGAAACAGCUUGUGAACGGGACCGAAGCUUCUUACAAUGGGACUCAUCUCACCCACAUGAAGAAUGAUAUCGAGAUGCUCAAGGAGCGCGAGAGACUGCAUACGCACCAAUAUAGCAAUCUCAUCACCGACCAGGUGGUCGAGAACAUGGUCGAUGCCAUGGCAAAGCAAUACCCCGACGUCAAGAAUGCGUAUGCGUCCAUGCAACUUCUGACGACUGACCUCAACACACUCCGGGCCCGAACGAACAAUGCGGAACACGCCAUCGCCCGCAUGCAGAACGACCUUGCUAACCUCAGCAACACGGUGUCGUCAACGGACAGGGAUUCGCGAGACCUUGCGCAACGCAUGAACAGUACGGAGAACAAUACGGCGACUACUAAAAGAGAAGCCGUGAAGUUGCGUGACGAGCUGUCUGCCCUGGCCACACGAGUGGACCAGCAUGCGCAAGCCGUCGAGGCUGGAACGGGUCACAUGAAGCAACUUGGUGACGAUUUGCACAAGGCGUUCCUGGACAUUGCCGUCCUAGACGGGAAAUUGGGCAUCCUGCAGGACGUUCAAAAAGGUGUGACGGAGCAUAGCGUUAAUGGGACGGGAUGA